Eucalyptus grandis is the source of this 2546-nucleotide messenger RNA. RefSeq names its product heat shock protein 83. Gene Ontology annotation, cellular component: perinuclear region of cytoplasm; plasma membrane; protein-containing complex. Gene Ontology annotation, biological process: protein folding; protein stabilization; cellular response to heat. Bases 228 to 2333 code for a protein of 701 amino acids. Gene Ontology annotation, molecular function: ATP binding; ATP-dependent protein folding chaperone; ATP hydrolysis activity. Lineage: Eukaryota; Viridiplantae; Streptophyta; Magnoliopsida; Myrtales; Myrtaceae. The transcript has 4 exons. The record is from RefSeq and is a predicted model, not a curated record.
ACCUCCUCAACGGACAAAAGAGGAAGGACGACGGCGAUCCCCUCCGACGUCGUUUCCACGGCCCGCGGAGGGAAGAAUCCAGAACCACGUCGGAUUCUAUAAAUGCCUCUCGGCGUCGCCCUCCGCAGUCGCAUAGGCAAGGCGAUCGAUAGCAAUUCUCAACUCGCUCCGAGUCGACUCUCCCUGCAUUCUCUCUGUGUCGUGCUUGAGUCGCGUGCGUCGGCGAAAUGGCGGAAGCGGAGACGUUCGCGUUCCAGGCGGAGAUAAACCAGCUCCUGAGCCUGAUCAUCAACACCUUCUACAGCAACAAGGAGAUCUUCCUCCGCGAGCUCAUCAGCAACUCCUCCGAUGCGUUGGAUAAGAUUAGAUACGAGAGCCUCACGGACAAGAGCAAGCUCGAUGCGCAGCCCGAGCUGUUCAUUAGGCUGGUGCCGGACAAGGCCAACAAGACCCUGGCGAUCAUUGACAGCGGCGUUGGCAUGACUAAAGCAGAUCUUGUGAACAACUUGGGUACGAUUGCGAGGUCGGGAACCAAAGAAUUCAUGGAGGCAUUGCAGGCUGGAGCUGAUGUGAGCAUGAUCGGUCAAUUUGGUGUUGGUUUCUACUCUGCCUACUUGGUGGCUGAGAAAGUCAUUGUGACUACUAAGCACAAUGAUGAUGAGCAGUACAUCUGGGAGUCCCAGGCCGGUGGUUCCUUCACCGUCACAAGAGAUGUGAGUGGGGAGCAACUCGGCAGAGGGACCAAGAUCACCCUCUUCCUUAAGGAGGACCAGCUGGAGUACCUGGAAGAAAGAAGGAUUAAGGACCUUGUGAAGAAGCACUCCGAGUUCAUUAGCUACCCCAUCUAUCUAAGGACUGAGAAGACUACUGAAAAAGAGAUCAGUGAUGAUGAGGACGAUGAGCCCAAGAAGGAAGAGGAAGGAGAUGUUGAGGAGGUGGAUGAGGAGGAGGAAGAAAAGAAGUCCAAGAAGAAGAAGAAGAAGAUUAAGGAGGUUUCUCAUGAGUGGCAGCUCAUCAACAAACAGAAACCCAUCUGGCUGCGAAAGCCAGAUGAGAUCACCAAGGAGGAGUAUGCUUCCUUCUACAAGAGCUUGACCAAUGAUUGGGAAGACCAUCUUGCCGUGAAGCACUUCUCUGUCGAGGGGCAGCUUGAAUUCAAGGCUAUUUUGUUCGUCCCAAAACGUGUUCCGUUCGACCUCUUCGAUACUCGCAAGAAGAUGAACAACAUCAAGCUCUAUGUUAGGAGGGUUUUCAUUAUGGACAACUGCGAGGAGCUCAUUCCAGAGUAUCUUGGAUUCGUGAAAGGAGUUGUUGAUUCUGAUGACUUGCCCCUCAACAUUUCUCGUGAGAUGCUGCAACAGAACAAGAUUCUGAAGGUCAUCAGGAAAAAUCUUGUCAAGAAGUGCAUUGAGAUGUUCAAUGAGAUUGCAGAGAACAAGGAGGACUACAACAAGUUCUAUGAGGCCUUCGCGAAGAACUUGAAAUUGGGUAUCCAUGAAGACAGCCAGAAUAGAGCUAAACUUGCAGACCUCCUCCGCUACCACUCGACAAAGAGUGGGAACGAAAUGACAAGUCUGAAGGAUUAUGUCUCGAGGAUGAAGGAGGGUCAGAAGGAUAUCUACUAUAUCACUGGUGAAAGCAAGAAGGCUGUAGAGAACUCUCCGUUCUUGGAGCGGCUCAAGAAAAAGGGCUAUGAGGUGCUUUUCAUGGUGGACGCAAUUGAUGAGUAUGCUGUAGGACAAUUGAAGGAGUACGAUGGAAAGAAGUUGGUCUCUGCAACCAAAGAGGGCCUGAAACUCGAUGAAGAAAGCGAGGAAGAGAAGAAGAAAAGGGAGGAGAAAAAGAAGUCCUUUGAGAACCUGUGCAAGACGAUGAAGGACAUUUUGGGAGACAAAGUUGAAAAAGUGGUGGUAUCGGACAGAAUUGUGGACUCUCCCUGCUGUUUGGUGACUGGAGAAUAUGGAUGGUCCGCAAAUAUGGAAAGGAUUAUGAAGGCUCAGGCUCUGAGGGACAACAGCAUGAGCUCUUACAUGUCAAGCAAGAAGACAAUGGAGAUCAACCCUGAUAAUGGCAUCAUGGAGGAGCUGAGAAAGAGAGCUGAGGCUGAUAAGAAUGACAAGUCCGUGAAGGACUUGGUGAUGUUGCUGUUUGAAACUGCUCUUUUAACAUCCGGGUUCAGUCUCGAUGACCCCAACACUUUUGCAGCGAGGAUUCACAGGAUGCUGAAGCUGGGUCUGAGCAUUGACGAGGAUGAGACUGCUGGUGAUGAUGUUGACAUGCCUGCCUUGGAAGAGGAUGGUGCUGAGGAGAGCAAGAUGGAGGAAGUGGACUAAGCUUCUGUGACAUCGAAGUGAACUCUUUUUUGUACUAGUGUCAUAGAAAGAAGAGGGUGUGUGAUAUGUUAAUGGAUAUAAUGGUUCUAAAUUGUUACUUCUAUUAUUGUAUCCAUAAGGCUUAUGAUCUGAAAAGAGUCCGAUGUUUUGUGCAGUGUUUGGUUUUGAACUUGCUUAAACAUUCACUGCGAUAGAAUUUCAGGGUAACAACUC